Molecule: messenger RNA, 8336 nt
Organism: Neofelis nebulosa (Clouded leopard)
Lineage: Eukaryota; Metazoa; Chordata; Mammalia; Carnivora; Felidae
Product: testis-expressed protein 13D-like
Exons: 3
Coding region: 4743-7280 (845 amino acids)
Source: RefSeq, a predicted model, not a curated record
CUUCCUGGAGGAGGUAAUGGUUGCAUGAUGAUGAAUGAGAGAUGACAAGGAGAUGAAACUAAUCUUAUUUGGAAUAUUCAUGUUUUUUUUGGCUAUGAUAGCAUUCUUCAUUAAAAAAAAAAAUGGGAGAGUAGAAAAUUCCAAGGCUCCAUCCCUCCAUCAACGAGCUGGCAUAAACGGUCAGCAUCAACUUUUAUAGAACUCUGGAGUCUAGUUGAAAAUUUCCAACGACCGGGGCAAAACCUAAUGAAAGAAGCAGGUGCAUUGCAGCAAGAGAGUUUGCUGAUGUUUUAAAUGAUCUACUUCCCCUUCUCCGCAUACCAGCCCGGAGGUGGCCACGAAGACAGCAGCCUGUACUUCUGGUGCAGGUUGCCAAGUGCCCGAGGGAGCAAUACAGACCUUAUUCCCACCGAACUGUGAUUGUGGAUUUCCAUCUGUCCGGUGACUCCCUGAAGAACCGGUGCACGAGGGGAUUGCCUUUGUUUGCCCGACACAGAGUGUUUCCAGCUCUGGGGCAGCUUCCCAGAUGGCAUUUGGCAAAAAGCACUUAAAGGCAAAAGAAUUGGCCAUAGCAGCCCGGGGAAAGGGAUCGCAGUCAGGACAAACAAGAGACAGAUCAAAAAGGCUGGGAAGAGAGUGGGAAAGGGGGCAUGCGGGGAAAUGGGGGCUUUUUUUGAGAGAGAGAGAGAGGGAGAAAGAGAGAGUGAAAGAGCAAGCAUGAGUGGGGGAGGAGCAGAGGGAGGGAGACAGAGAGGCCUAAGCAGGCUCCGCCCUCAGCCCAGAGCCCCAUCUCACAUCCUUGAGGUCAUGACCUGAGCCGAAAUCAAGAGUCAGACCCUUUACCGACUGAGCCAGCCAUGUGACCAAUACUGGAUGCCUACUCAGAAAGGGCCUAAUCCUCAGAGAAGAUCCCAAACUUUCACCUCCAGCUGACCUUCAGGCUCUGUACAAGUGGGAAGUAAGGGUGAAGGCAGUGUUGUAAAGGGCCUGGCUAAGCAUGGAAGGAGUGUUGCAACACAGAGGCAAUCUUCAAAGAGUGGGGGAGCUUUUAAACUUCUGUAAAAAGAUAUUUUGGGGCUUCAGGUGUUUAUAGAUACUCUGUCAAUACAUUAGCUUACCGCUGAGCUAAAGGAACAUAGACCUCAGUGGCCAUGUAACAGAAAGAAAAAGAAACUUCUAGAAAAGUAACUAAAACAACUUCAAACAAGUAGCCACAACAAACAAAACAAAGAAAACUGGAGUCAAUUUUUGUAUAUGGGCUGAGGUAAUAGUCUACCUUCGUUCUCUCACAUGCGGACAUCCAGUUAUAUCAGAGCAACUUGUUGGAGACUUAUUGCCUCCUCGUUGAAUGGUUUUGGCACCUUGUCAAAAAUCAGUUGACCCUAGAUGCAUGGGUUUAUUUCUGAACUCUCAAUUCUAUCACAGUAUGCCAGUACCACUCUGUUUUGAUCCUCUAACCUUGUGUAGUAAGUUUUGAAAUCAGGAAAAAAGGAAUUCUCUAACUUUAUGUAUUUAUGUACUUAUUUAAAGUUUAUUUAUUUAUUUUGAGAGAGAGAGAGAGAGAGAGAGAGAGAGCUCAAGCCAGGGAGGGGCAGAGAGAAAGGGAGAGAGAGAGAAUCCUAAGUAGGUUCCAUGCUGACAGCACGGAGCCUGACGCAGGGCUCGAUCCCAUGAACCGUGAGACCAUGACAUGAACUGAGAACAAGAGUCAGACACUUAACCAGCUGAGUCACCCAGGUGCCCCUAAUUUUCUUUUCAAAGAUUAUUUUGGCUGUUAGGGCCUCUUGCCCAUGUUAUUUUGGGGUCAGCUUUGACAUUUCUGCAAAAGAAAAAGGCAGGGGUUUUAAUGGGGAUUUCAUUGAAUCUGUAGAUCAGUUUGGAGAGUGUUGCUAUCUUAAUAGUAUGACAUCUUCCAAUUUGUGAGCACAAGACAUCUUUCUAUGUAUUUAGGUUUUCUUCAACUAAUUAAAACUUUUUUAACGUUUAUUUGUUUUCGAGAGCUAGAGACAAAGAGUGAGUGGGGGAGGGGCAGAAUCCGAAGCAGGCUCCAGGCUCUGGGCUGUCAGCACAGAGCCCGAUGCGGGGCUUGAACCCACCACACGUGAGAUCAUGACGUGAGCUGAAGUCAGAUGCUUAACCGACUGAGCCACCCAGGGACCCCCUUUUAACUACUUUCAAUGAUGUUUUGCAGUUUUCAGGGUAUAUGUCUUGUACCUCUUUGGUUGAAUGCAUUCCUAAGUAUUUUAGUGUUUUGAUGCUAUUGAAAAUGGACUUAUUUUCUUAAUUUUUCUGGAGAUGGAAUCGCUAGUAUACAGAAAUACCGCGAAUUGUUAUAUGUUGAUCCUGUAUGCUACUACUUUGCUGAAUUUAUUAGUUUUGGUAACUUUCUGGUGGAUUCUUGGGGAAUUUUCAUAUAGAAGAUCAUGCCCUCUAUAAAGAGAGAGAGUUUUACUCAUUCCUUUCUAAUUUGGAUGUGUUUUAGUUCUUUUUCUUGACUAAUUGCUCUGGCUAGAAGUUCCAGGACAAUGUUGAACAGCAGUGGUGAAAGUGGCAUUCUUGUCUGCUCCUGAUCUUAGUGGGGAAGUUUGAGUCUUUCACCCUUAAGUGUAACGUUAGCUAUUGAUUUUUCAUAAAUGCCCUUUUUCAGGUCGAGGAACUUCCUAUCUAUUUUGCUUUUUGAGACAUUUUUCUCGUGAAAAUCUGUUGCAUUUUUUAAAAUGCUUUUUUGUGUACCUAUUAGUUGAUCACAUGGGGUUUUUCCUUCAUUCUAGUAAUGUAGUGUAUUACAUUGAUUGAUUUUCACUUAUUGAGCCACCUUUGUUUUCCAGAGAUAAAUCUCAUUUGGGGGAUUGACCAUUUUGAAACAUAGGAUAUAUCCUUUUUUAUGUUUUAACAGUUUUUGUCUUAAAGUCUUUGUCUGAUGUUUGGAGAGCCACUCUAGCUCUCAGUUGGUUACUGUUUGCAUGGAAUAGCCUUUUCCAUCUUUUUACUAUCAAGCCAGUUUGUAUCUUUGAGUCUAAAAUGAAUCUCUUGUAUCCUGUUUAAAAAAAUAUUAUCUCUUCUGUCAAUCUCUGCCUGUUAAUUACACACUAUUUGCAUUUAUUGUGAUUACUGACAAGGAAGGACUUCUGGCAUUUUGCCAUUUGUUUUCUUUCUUUCUUUCUUUUGAAAGAAAGCGUGAGCAGGGGAGGGGUAGAGAGAGAGGGAAAGAGAGAGAAUCUCAAGCAGGCUCAGCACUGUCAGCCCGGAGCCCAAUGCAGGGCUCGAACUCAUAAACCUCGAGAUCGUGACUCGAGACGCAAUCAAGUCGGACACUGAACCAACUGAGCCACCCAGGUGCCCUUUGCCAUUUUUUUCUAAUAUGUCUUAUAGCUCCCUCUACCCCAAUUCCUGCACUACUGCCUUCUUUUAUGUUUCAUUGAUUCCUUUUUUUGUAAGAAUUUUUAUUUCCUUCUCAUUUCCUUUUCUGCAUAUUGUUUAUUUUCUUGGUGUCUGCUCUGGGAUUGCAAUUAAGAUGUUAAUUUAUACCAGUAUAUUUUAGAUUAAAUACAAACUUAAUUUCAAGUAGUAUACAAAAUCUUUCAUUCUAGCUUAUACUGUUAUUGCCACAAAUCACAUCUUUGCAGAUUUGUAUUGUUUUAUGCAGUCAUCUCUUUCUGAACUUUUGUUUUGAGAGAGCGUGCCCACGCACACAGGCGCCUGAGUUGGAGAGGGGAAGAGGACGAGGGAGAGAGAGAAUCCCAAGCAGGUUCCGUGCUGUCGGUGCAGAGCCCAACCCCGGGCUCGGGGCUGGAUCUCAUGACUGUGUAUCAUCAUCUGAGCUGAAAUCAAGAGUUCCGCGCUUAGCGGACUGAGCCGCCCAGACACCCUACGCGGUCAUCUUUAAAAUCCUGUAUUUUAAAAAAGAGUUUCAAAAUGCAUGAAUACUAUUUUUGUACUUACUUUUAGCACGUGCUUUAUUUCUGUGUGUGGGUUCCAGUUAUCACUCGGUGCAGCUUAAGGCACUUCUCCGGCAUUUCUUGUAGGGAAGACCCAGAUUAUGAGGGGAACAUUUACUCUAAAAGUGGAAGACAGACACUCUCCGAGAACCGUCCAUCAGGUGAACACGAGAGUGAAUUUAUAGGGCAAGUUCAGAGCAUUCAUGGCUCAAUCGCUGGAUUUUCUUGAGGACAGGACUCUAAGUUCAUCGUUCAGAAUGACGAGGGAAGUGUACAGUGUGACUGACCGUCGAAGGUUUGAAGGAGUACCGAAGAGUUAUGGGCCAGAGAACCGAGGUAAGACUAGAACGGCGCCCAUCGAGGCAACCCUGCCACCCGACUAGGAAUUCAUUCCACGAUGCUGGGUAUCGUCCCGAGGUUCUUAGAAACAAAUUCUAACCCAGGCUCACGGCAGCGCCCCGUGCAGCCAUCCAGCCUAUUCGCCCUCUACGGGGCGCUCUUCAGAGGGAGGCGGCUCCCAGCAGGCCUUGCAGGGUGACUCAGGCGUCAUCUCUGUGACGUGUAACACCCUCGCCGGGUGGGGCUGGCGCGGUGAGGGCGUCCGCUUUACUCUCUGUGAGGAAAGUGAGGCGGUGAGGGAGGAGAGGCUGAGGAGGAGGCCAGGACUGGAAAAGGACUGCGGUAGAACCGACUGGGGACGUGAGGGGUGGGCCUUUACGGGCGGCGGCAGGGGCAGCAUUGCCUGCGAGACGGUUAGACGGUUAUCUAGGCUCGCGGCCGUCAGUUAACUAGGCCGCAGCAGCCAUGGCGGUCGACUUUGGGGACCACGCCAGCGGGUUCCGCCACACCGAGGUGAUCAGGUUCAUCAACGACGAAGUCCUCAUGAACGGCGGUGGGCCGGAUUUCUACGCGGCCUUGCGCUCGCGGCCCUGGGACGAGGUAGAGGAGCGGCUUCGGACGGUCCUGGCCGACCCGCAGCUGCCGCGCGCCACGAAGAGGGCCUGUGCGUGGAGCGCGCUCGCCCUGAGCGUGCGCGUGGGAGCCAGGCAGCGGGAGCAGCAGGGGCGCCAGGCCCGGCAGCUGCAGAGCCAAGUAGAGGAGCGCGAGACGGCUACCUGGGCCCUGGCCUCCGAGCUGCAGCGGCUGCGCGGGGAGUGCGAGUCGGCGGUCGCACAGCUGCGCUCCACACAGGCUGCGCUGCGGCAGACUCUGGUCGAGUGUGACGCGCUUCGUGGGCGGCUGCUCCAGGUGGAGAGGGCCUCCCGGGUCGUGCCGCUGGCCCGCGAGAGAGUGCCUGGGCCUCCGGCCGAGCAACUUGGGGCCAUAGCAUGGCCCCGGAAUGCAGAUGUGGUGGCCAGGGGGCUGCGCAGCAGGCUGUAUUUUGAGGCCCGGGUGCCGGCCCCGGUGGCUGUUCUUUACGUGCCGGGCCCCCCGAGUCCCUGGGCUCAGGCCGUACAGCCCGCUCUGCCAGUGCCCGUGCGGUACUUGCUUCCGUUCCGUGCCCCGUUCCCCGUGGGAUUCCCCGUCUCGCCACCUCUGCCGCCAGUAGUAGUCAUGGUUGCAGAAGCUGCAGUCGUUCCACAUCAGAUGCCUCCUCUGGGGAUCGGGCCACCUGGUCCACGUGCUGCAGUGGGCUACCAAGAGGGGAUGGUCCCACGGUGGGACCAGAGGAGCUGCAGCCAAGCGGAAGGUCCUGCGAUCCUCCAGAGUGCAGUCCCCCUGAGGGGCUUCAGAAGCCUUAGCCAAGAAGGUCCGCAGCGGCCUCAGGGGAUGGUUCCUGUCAGAGAUAGCUGGAGCCAGAGCCAGAGCCAGGAAGAAGAUCCAGAGAGCACUCACGAAGUGGUCCCCCUUGGGGAUAGCUGGAGCCACAGCCAGCAAGAAGAUCCAGAGAGAGCCCAGGGGACGGUUCCUAUCGGGGAGAGCAGGAGCCACAACCAGGAGGAAGGUCCAGAGAGGGCCCAGGGGGUGGUUCCUGCUGGGGACAGCCAGAGCCAGAGCCAGGAAGAAGGUCCGGGGUGGGCCAAAGGAAUGGCCAUCCUUGGGGAUGGCUGGCGCCAGAGCCAGGAAGACCGUGCAAAGAGGGCCUGGGGGAUGGUUCCCGUCGGGGAGAGCUGGAGCCACAGCCAGCAAGAUCAAGAGGUGCUCCAGGGGGUGGUCCCCCUUGGGGAGAGCUGGACCCAGAGUCAGCGAGAAGGUCCAGAGAACCCCCAAGGAAUGGUCACCCUUUGGGGUAGCUGGAGCCAGAGCCGGGAAGAAGGUCCAGGGUGGGCCCAAGGAAUGGUUCCUGUUGGGGGUAGCUGGAGCCACAGCCAGGAAGAAGAUCGAGAGAUGCCCCAGGGGGUGGUACUUCUUAGGGAUAGUUGGAGCCUCAGCCAGGAGGAUGAUCUAGGGAGGCCUCAGGGGAUGGUCUCCUUUGGGGAUAGCUGGAGCCAGAGCCGGAAAGAGGGUUCGGAGAGGCCUCGGGGGGUGGUACUCCUUAAAGAUAACCAGGGCCAGAGCCAGGAAGAAGGUCCAGAGAAUCCUCAGGAGAUGGUUCCCUUUGGGGACAGUUGGAGUCUCAGCCAGGAAGAAGGGCCAGCAAAGGCCCAGGGGAUGGUCCCCUUUGGGGGUAGCUGGGGCCUCAGCCAGGAAGAAGGUUCGGGGCGAUCCCAGGAGAUGGUUACCUUUGGCGCCAGCAAGAUGAAUAGCCGGGAAGAAGAUCCAGAGAGGCCCCGGGAGAUGGUACCUCUGGGGGCCAGUGGGAGACACAACCAGGAAGAAGAUCCAAAGAGGCCUCAGGUGAUGGUGCCCCUGGGGGCCAGUAGGGACCACAGCCAGGAAGAAGGUCCAAAAAGACCCCAAGGGAUGGCCCCCCUUGUUGCCAGCAGAAGCAGUAGCCACGAAGAAGAUCCAGACAGGCCUCAGGAGAUGCUCUCCUUGGGGGCCGGCGGGAACUACAGCCAAGCAGAAGGUCCAAGAAGACCCCAGGGGACGGGGGACAGAAGACGCCAUAGCCAGGAAGAAAGUCCAAAGAGGUACCCCCCGGGGUUUAGGAGGAGCCACAGCCUGGAAGAAGGUCUACAGAGGCCCCAGGCGCCCCCCCAGGGGGACAGCCGGAGCUGUGGUGCGAGGGAAAGCCCAAUGAAACAGCAGCCUCAGGGGCAGAAGGCCAAGCAACCAAAAGGGAAAAAAGCUCUGGGUCUCCUGCACCAGGAGAAGUCUGCCUCAGGCUGCGGCCCAGAGAGUUGGGAGUGCCCACGGUGUAAAGCCAUGAAUUUCUCAUGGCGCAAGGCCUGCUAUAAAUGCAAGGAAGUCUGUGUGGACGUUGAGAGUAGAGGCCUGGACCCAGGACCAACUCACUGAUUUAAGAAAGGUGAGGGCCUGUUUUUGUGUCUCCGAGCCCCACAGAAAUUGUUUGUUGCUGAAGAAGCUGAACCUGUCCCAUUAGAAGAUCUUCUAAGAGUUUACAGAAAUCACACUUGAUUCCUGCUCACCUGCACCUCAUCGAGACCCCCGUUGGCUGGAGCGGAGAGGAGUGAGAGGAAGUCGGGGAAGAGGAGAUGCUUCGGCGCUCCUUAAGGCGGAAAGGAGGGCAAAAUGAUUUUGUUAGAAUUUAAUUUCUCAGUUGGGACAAGGAAUUAAUUUGGAAGAGUUGGGGGGUGUUGUGGUGUUAAGUUCUGUAAGUGAUAGCAAAUUUGAUAGAUAACAUUUAAUUCAUUACACAAAUCGUUAUUGUCAGGUACGUGUUAAGAGCUAGACUUAUAUGUUAAUAUCUGGUGCACACAUUAUAACUUGAUUUGAUGAGUUUGGUUAGAUACCAGGAGAGAGCCUAACUUGGGAUACAAAUUACAUGAGGACUUCUUUGCCUUGCAUAGAGCGUGGCUUUCAGGUGAGACAAGUGAGCAGCGGCCAAGAUCAGGAAAGUGGCUUCAUGAAAGUAUGGGCAGGACAUUUCUGAUAACUGUGCUGGUUUCUUCGUUUGAGAGGAACAGCUAUCCUUCUGGUUGCCUGAAAGACGGCUGAGUCACUUAGAGAAAGACAGUGCCUGGGGGAGUGUCGGCUACACACUCAGGCCCUCAGCUUUGGGCCACCACCAUCCCAAGCCCCUUUCCAGUCAAGAGUGGAUGAAGAACAAAAUGGAUUCCGAGGGCAGACAUCGUGCCAUGGACGGUGCUUCUCUCGGGAAGGCUAACUGGAUUAAAAAAGAACUGCACCAACAUUUUUGGGAACGCCCCCGGGCCCCUUCUCUUCCAUUGGCUGUCCGCUCCCCUGAGGUGGGGGGAGCCCCGGGGGUGGGAAGUUCGAGGGUCUCCAGUCUGAACAAAAGGUGUUCUUGAGUUCCCCCGGGAAAUCCCGGCCCACCAAGCUCAAACUCUUGUCAGAGGUUUCUGAUCGUAACAAUAAAGAGCGUGCACCGGC